Molecule: messenger RNA, 661 nt
Organism: Soboliphyme baturini
Lineage: Eukaryota; Metazoa; Nematoda; Enoplea; Dioctophymatida; Soboliphymatidae
Source: the annotation of a GenBank genome assembly
UUAUUUUGACUAUUUAUUUAUUUUUUAUGGUUGAUCAUAUCCGUUAUUCGCAUGUGACUGUACUUUUGAUUUCUUACAGGGUCGUAUUGAUUACAUUUUUCUGGUGCGUGGCCAACAGUAUCUGACAGAGUUGAGGGACAAGAUCUCAUGUGUUUGCGAUCUUGAAGUCCUUGAGGAUUGCAGUGAAAAUCCAGAUAAUAUACCGAAUACUACAAGAAAGGUAGGGGGAACGUUUUAUAACGACACGCUAAUGUUCAUUCUUAACUCAACUGAUGAAGUGGGCCCGUUUAAAAAGGCGAAAAUGCAAGAGACGAAGUUCAUAGAUCUCACUUUAAGACUUGGUCAGUUUUAUGUGUAUAAACAUCAAGGCGACUGCGAGCAUUUGAUGUUAUUCUCAGAUCUCAGGGCCUUACACGCCGAUAGCCCGCAAAACAUUGCAGAAUACCCUAUCUCACUGUCUCGCAAAUCCAGGAAACGUACAGUUUGUGUUGCUUGUCAGAAUUUGACCGCUGGAUGGAUAGUACAAGAUGGCGAUCGAAUGCCAGGGCCAAUUGUUCAUAUGUGCGACAGAUGCUUUCGCGAAUUCAACUAUGACAAAGACGGGAAGAAAAUCGGAAAUUUCAGAGCUGUUCCUUAUGCAGAUCGAACCACGUUUCUUUGA